Molecule: messenger RNA, 3226 nt
Organism: Nicotiana attenuata
Lineage: Eukaryota; Viridiplantae; Streptophyta; Magnoliopsida; Solanales; Solanaceae
Product: pentatricopeptide repeat-containing protein At2g13600-like
Exons: 2
Coding region: 1741-2595 (284 amino acids)
Biological process (GO): RNA modification
Molecular function (GO): RNA binding; protein binding
Source: RefSeq, a predicted model, not a curated record
AUUUGUAAAGCCUCAAAUUGGGGUUCUUCAAGUUUGGGAGACUAGAAAUUGUCUCAAAAGUGAUUUCAAGAAGUCAUUGAUAAUAUGGUUACCCAUAUUAUUCGUCGGUUAACUCUUUUUUUAUCCGAAUUAAAUAUUAGUCGGUCGAAUAAGUUAUUGGUUUUUUCAUUACCCACUUUCGGCACAUCACAUAUCCAAUCCGACCCGCCUGUUUGCCACCCCUAGUUCUGAAAUAUAAACUUAUUCUUCGAAUUUUAGCAACUCCACAUACAAUUCGUCGUCCAAAUCUACUCCAAAUGAGCUAAAAUUCAAACAUAACUUUCAAAAAUUAUAAAGAACAAAUCCGAAUCACCAAAUUGUAAAAUAACAAUAAAUCUAACGAACCCAUUUUGUAACUAAGAAGAAGAAGAAGAAGAAAUUUAAGCACAACCUACAAUGGUAUUUUGCAGCUAAGAAGAAAUCAAACUGCUCCUAGAUACAUGCGGCAUGCAUACAUAGUAGAAAAAAGUAGCAGCAAAGCUCCUAAAUACGUGGGACAUAAAUACAUAAAAGAAGAACGCAACUAUGAAAAGAAGAGAAAAGCGUAUCUAAAAUUACCCAAAAAUCGGAUAUCGGUUAAACCUUUUUUUUUUAAAUAAGUACAAAUUAAAUGGGGUGACCAAAUGGAGCGCAUGUUAUUUUAUCCUAAAAUCAUACUCCCUUCGUUCCAGCUUGUGACCCUAUUGUGUUUUCAAUCUAUUUCUAAAAAAACAUAUUUCUUUUUUUAAAAGAUAAUAAUUAACUUUAAAUUUUUUAUUAUAUCUUUAAUGAUAAGCUUUAUAGACAUGUUAAUAUUAUAUUAGGUUGAAAAUCGCAUGUUUUGAAUUUUUUUAUCGUCACACAAAUAUUACUAUGUUAAACUUUUGUUUUUGUUUCUUAAACUCAAUUCCUAGUCUAGGAUCACAAACAAUAAAAGAAAUGAAGUAUAACAUACUUUCCACUUGCAACGAUAUCCGCGUAAAGCCAACUGCAAAUAUCAUAUCGCUUUUGUUCAUGAACUUUUAUAGUGCAUGUUUUAUAACAUUACAUUUUUGUUUUGCUGAUUGACAUUAAGUUAUAUACAUUGUUAAUUUUACUCUAUUAGAUUAUUCAAAUGAUAUCUACGUAGUAAUCGAUUUCUUGCAAUGUGAUAUAAAUGCACAACCUUAACCUUGAAUGAAGAACGGAAAAGGGCCUAAACUACCCCUAUUGUUUGAUAAAUGGUUUACUUAUAGCCUCCGUCCAUCUAUCAGUCCCAAAAUACAUAUUCCGUCCAUCUAGUAGCCCACAAGUAUACAUUACGUUAAUUUUAUUAAUUAAAAUACCCCGACAUUUAACGGCAGACCAGCUGGACCUUCCAACUAAUGCAUUGGCGUCUUUUUACUGGGCCACGUGACACUCUUAUCCAAAAACAAAUCUGAGUAAAACUAAAAAAGCUAGCAUCAACUGUUUCAACAUUUUUCGUUAUCUAAUGGGUUCAAAUUCGGUUCAACAGCUUGAACACCAUUGACGACCACACGAGGAACGGAAGGGGAAGAAAGUGCCCGAUCACCCUUUUUUUGAAUUGCUUCAUGAGAAUUAGGUUGACAACUGACUUCAUUAUGAUCAUGAAAAGCUUGAGGAACACCAGUACCAACUAUUUGAGCUGGGGAAUUGCAUGGCUUGGGCAUUUUGUAGAACACCUGGUAAUCCAAAUUUGCAGAAUUGCCUUUUUGAAUUGUUAUGCAAACUCAAUGUGGGAAUGGGUUUUUGAUUGACGAGUUCACGGUUGUUAGCGUGGUAAAUACUUAUGCAGGUUUGGGUGCAUUGAGCUUGUUGCGUGAAUUGCAUGGGUUAGCAACUGUGAUUGGUGUGAGGUUUAAUCUUGUGGUUUGCAAUGCACUUAUUAAUGCUUAUGGGAAAUGUGGCAAACCCGGGUACUCUUAUUUUAUUUUCUGUCAAAUGCGCGAGACUGAUGUAUUCUCGUGGACUUCGCUGUUGGUUGCUUAUAUACGUGCGUCUAGAACGGCAGAUGCGUGCUCACUUUUUGAUCAUAUGCCGAUCAGAAAUGUGGUGGCUUGGACUGCUCUGAUCACAGGGUUUAUCCAAAAUGGAGAAGGAGAUAAGGCUUUGUGUACUUUCAAGGAAAUGCUGGAAGAAGGUAUUGUACCGCGUGCAUCCACUUACGUUGGUGUCCUAAGUUCUUGUGCAGACAUACCUCUUAUUGAAAAAGUUAAUGCUUUGGUUGACAUGUAUUCUAAAUGUGGAGACAUGAUAUCUGCUAUGAGAUUGUUUGAGAGGUUAGAUGGGAAGGAUCGAGUUACUUGGAACUCGAUAAUAAAUGGAUUUGCUCAAAAUGGGAAUGGAGUGAUGUCUUUGUUCAUGUUUGAGAAAAUGAUUGAAACAGAUACAACACCAAAUCAUGUAACUUUUCUUGGGGUUUUAUCUGCCUGUAGCCACUGUGGUUUAUUACCUGAAGGAUUUCAAUAUCUCCAUUCAAUGGAGAGGAAAUACGGUAUAGUACCCCAGUUGGAUCACUAUGCCAUCUUGAUUGAUUUACUUGGACGGAAGAAUAUGCUUGGAGAAGCUGCGGAUUGAUCAAGAGAGCUCCUUGGGGAAGAGACAAUAUUGGAAUGUGGGGCGCACUUUUGGGUGCUUGCAGGGUACAUGGGAACUUGAAACUUGCUAGAAGGGUGGCAGAAGAUCUAUUUGAGCUGGAACCUGAUAAUGCUGCCAGGUAUAUUAUGUGAUCCAACAUCUAUGCAGCAGCAGGAAGGUGGGGUGAUGCCCGCACUCUGCGAAGGUACAUCUAUGACAGAGGAUUUACCUGUCAUUAUGGCGAAGGUGGGGUGAUGCCCGCGUUAUGGCGGUCCCUCAUAUCCUAUUUAAUGACUAUCCUGUCAUUUUUUUCUCUCUCAAAACUGUUCUACUUCUAGCACCAACUCCUACUUACUACAGUAAUAUUCAGAAAAUUUUAACUAUCACUUUAAUCUUGUGCCCAGUUAAACCAGGACAUUUCAAAAAGUUUAACGAUUAUGAAACUGUCAUUAUUAUUUUCAUUUUUGGUUUAAAAUGUUAGGUUGCUUUAAAAGAAAAAGGCCCAAUCUUUGGGGCUUGGGCCGCAACGUGGGAGAUGGCCGGAGGAGACUGGCUUGGGCUUUGGGGCAUUUGCAUCUAUACCCGCUUUUUGGGUCACGUUUUAACUUGUGUCCGCUUUGCAAAAAAAAUU